Molecule: messenger RNA, 4274 nt
Organism: Phodopus roborovskii (desert hamster)
Lineage: Eukaryota; Metazoa; Chordata; Mammalia; Rodentia; Cricetidae
Gene: Vars1
Product: valyl-tRNA synthetase 1
Exons: 28
Coding region: 317-4201 (1294 amino acids)
Biological process (GO): valyl-tRNA aminoacylation
Cellular component (GO): cytosol
Molecular function (GO): valine-tRNA ligase activity; aminoacyl-tRNA deacylase activity; ATP binding
Source: RefSeq, a predicted model, not a curated record
GCCGCCUCCACCACCCGCCGCCUCCACCCUGGCCGCCCCGCCGGGCCGCGGCCGUGGCCGGCUGACGAGCAUUGCCGGCCCCGUGUGACCGCCACCCGCCCGCCGUACGCACGGCGGCGCGACCCCGCCUCUGACAGCCCAGGACGAGCGAUCGGGCCCCGCCUCCGACAGCCCCGGGCGCUGCUCGCGGCCAAUCCGCCAGGCCUGCGGCCGGGACCGGCGCCUGCGUUCCUCGCAGCACGUGGUUGGUUAGGUCUCCUCCCGAACCUGCCUGGUCUCUCAGGACUCUCCCCGGCAUCCGGACCCCCACACGGCCAUGUCCAUCCUCUACGUGUCCCCUCAUCCCGAUGCCUUCCCCAGCCUCCGAGCCCUCAUCGCUGCCCGCUACGGGGAAGCCGGUGACGGCCCCGGAUGGGGGGGACCUCACCCCCGCAUCUGCCUGCAGCCGCCCCCGAGCAGCCGGACUCCUUUACCCCCACCUCGCCUGCCCGCCCUGGAGCAGGGGCCCGGCGGCCUGUGGGUGUGGGGGGCCCCGGCUGUUGCCCAGCUGCUGUGGCCAGCAGGCCUGGGGGGACCUGGGGGCAGCAAGGCAGCUGUGCUCGUCCAACAGUGGGUCAGUUAUGCCGACACCGAACUCAUACCAGCUGCCUGCGGGGCGACACUACCCGCCCUGGGACUUCGAAGUCCGGGUCAGGAUCCCCAGGCUGCCCUUGGGGCCCUGGGCAAGGCCUUGAGCCCCUUGGAGGACUGGCUUCGGCUAAACACCUACCUGGCUGGGGAUGCUCCCACGCUGGCAGACGUAGCUGCUGUGACAGCCUUACUGCUGCCCUUCCGAUAUGUCCUGGACCCUGCUGUGCGCCGGAUCUGGGGUAAUGUAACUCGAUGGUUUAACACUUGUGUCCGGCAACCAGAAUUCCGGGCUGUGCUAGGAGAAGUGGUCCUGUACACGGGGACCAGGUCUGUCACUCAGCAGCCAGGCCCUGAGGUCACUGCAACCCAAAAAACAGCUGCUCAGCUUAAGAAAGAAGCGAAGAAACGGGAGAAACUAGAGAAAUUCCAGCAGAAGCAGAAGACCCAGCUGCAGCAGCCCCCGGCUGGGGAGAAGAAACCAAAACCAGAGAAGAAGGAGAAACGGGAUCCUGGGGUCAUUACCUAUGACCUCCCUACCCAACCCGGGGAAAAGAAAGAUGUAAGUGGUGCCAUGCCUGACUCCUAUAGCCCUCAGUAUGUGGAAGCUGCCUGGUACCCAUGGUGGGAGCGACAGGGCUUCUUCAAACCGGAGUAUGGGCGUCCUAGCUUGUCAGCACCAAACCCCCGAGGUGUCUUCAUGAUGUGCAUCCCACCCCCCAACGUGACAGGCUCCCUGCACCUGGGCCAUGCACUCACCAACGCCAUCCAGGACUCCCUGACUCGAUGGCAUCGCAUGCGUGGGGAGACAACUCUGUGGAACCCCGGCUGUGACCACGCGGGCAUUGCUACCCAGGUGGUGGUGGAGAAGAAGCUCUGGAGAGAGCGGGGUGUGAACCGGCACCAGCUGGGCCGUGAGGCCUUUCUUCAGGAGGUGUGGAAGUGGAAAGAGGAGAAGGGUGACAGGAUUUACCAUCAGUUGAAGAAACUUGGCAGCUCCUUGGACUGGGAUCGAGCCUGUUUCACCAUGGACCCUAAACUGUCAGUAGCUGUCACAGAAGCUUUUGUUAGGCUCCAUGAAGAAGGUGUCAUCUACCGUAGCACCCGCCUGGUCAACUGGUCCUGCACCCUCAAUUCUGCCAUUUCUGACAUUGAGGUGGAUAAGAAGGAGCUGACGGGUCGCACCCUGCUCUCUGUGCCUGGCUACAAGGAGAAGGUGGAGUUUGGGGUCCUCGUGUCCUUUGCAUACAAGGUCCAAGGCUCAGACAGCGACGAGGAGGUGGUGGUGGCAACAACUCGGAUUGAGACGAUGCUGGGAGAUGUGGCUGUAGCUGUGCACCCCAAAGACCCCAGAUACCAGUACCUAAAGGGAAAGAGUGUCAUUCAUCCAUUCUUGUCCCGGAGCCUUCCUGUUGUCUUCGACGACUUUGUGGACAUGGAGUUUGGCACAGGUGCGGUGAAGAUCACCCCUGCCCAUGAUCAGAAUGACUAUGAGGUCGGGCAGCGGCAUGGGCUGGAAGCCAUCAGCAUCAUGGACUCAAAGGGGGCCCUUGUCAAUGUGCCCCCACCUUUCUUGGGACUGCCCAGGUUUGAGGCCCGGAAGGCAGUACUGGCUGCCCUUAAGGAGCGGGGACUGUUCCGUGGCAUGAAGGACAAUCCCAUGGUGGUGCCACUUUGCAAUCGCUCCAAGGAUGUGGUGGAACCUCUGCUAAGGCCACAGUGGUAUGUGCGCUGUGGGGAGAUGGCUCAGGCUGCCAGUGCAGCUGUGACGCGGGGCGACCUCCGUAUCCUGCCUGAGGCUCAUCAGCGGACUUGGCAUUCUUGGAUGGACAACAUUCGAGAUUGGUGCAUCUCUCGGCAGCUGUGGUGGGGCCACCGAAUCCCUGCCUACUUUGUCACCGUCCAUGACCCAGCCGUACCUCCUGGGGAGGACCCUGAUGGGCGGUACUGGGUGAGUGGAAGAACCGAUGCAGAGGCCAGAGAGAAGGCAGCGCGGGAGUUUGGAGUGUCCCCUGACAAGAUCAGCCUUCAGCAAGGCAGGCAGUGGCCACGGAGUGUGGGGCCACACUUGGGAUCCUGGGCCUGUUUUCCCAUCCCUCUAACCUCUGACCUUUGGUUUCUUCUAGAUGAGGAUGUAUUGGACACCUGGUUCUCAUCUGGUCUCUUUCCCUUCUCCAUCUUUGGUUGGCCCAAUCAGUCAGAAGACCUUAGUGUGUUCUACCCUGGGACCCUGCUGGAGACAGGCCAUGACAUCCUCUUCUUCUGGGUGGCCCGGAUGGUCAUGCUUGGCCUGAAACUCACGGGCAGGCUGCCGUUCAGAGAGGUCUAUCUCCAUGCCAUUGUGCGUGAUGCCCACGGCAGGAAGAUGAGCAAGUCUCUUGGCAAUGUCAUCGACCCCCUGGAUGUCAUCCAUGGGGUCUCCUUGCAGGGCCUCCAUGACCAACUACUGAACAGCAACCUGGACCCCACUGAGGUGCAGAAAGCCAAAGAAGGGCAGAAGGCUGACUUCCCAGCAGGAAUUCCUGAGUGUGGCACUGAUGCCCUGCGCUUUGGACUCUGUGCCUACACAUCCCAAGGUCGAGACAUCAACCUGGAUGUGAACAGGAUCCUGGGGUACCGCCACUUCUGCAACAAACUCUGGAAUGCCACAAAGUUUGCCCUCCGUGGCCUUGGGAAGAGCUUCGUGCCCUUGCCCACUUCCAAGCCUGAAGGGCAUGAGAGCCUGGUGGACCGCUGGAUCCGCAGUAGACUCACUGAGGCCGUGAGGCUCAGCAAUGAAGGCUUCCAGGCCUAUGAUUUUCCGGCCAUCACCACCGCCCAGUACAGCUUUUGGCUGUAUGAGCUCUGUGACGUCUAUUUGGAGUGCCUAAAACCUGUGCUGAAUGGAGUGGACCAGGUGGCAGCAGAAUGUGCCCGGCAGACUCUCUACACCUGCCUGGACGUUGGCCUGCGGCUGCUCUCACCCUUCAUGCCCUUUGUCACAGAAGAGCUAUUCCAGAGGCUUCCCCGGAGAACACCAGCAGCACCUGCUAGCCUAUGCAUCACCCCCUACCCAGAGCCCUCAGAGUGCUCCUGGAAGGACCCUGAGGCUGAAGCUGCUAUGGAGCUGGCACUGAGCAUCACUCGAGCUGUGCGCUCCCUGCGUGCUGACUACAACCUGACCCGGACCAGGCCUGACUGUUUCUUGGAAGUGGCUGAUGAGGCCACAGGUGCUUUGGCAUCAGCAGUGUCCAGCUACGUGCAGGCGCUGGCCAGUGCGGGUGUGGUGGCUGUCCUGGCCCUGGGGGCUCCUGCACCACAGGGCUGUGCCGUGGCUGUGGCCUCGGACCGCUGCUGCAUCCACCUGCAGCUGCAGGGGCUGGUGGACCCAGCCCGGGAGCUGGGCAAACUGCAGGCCAAGCGAAGUGAGGCGCAGCGCCAGGCCCAGCGGCUGCAGGAGCGCCGUGCUGCCUCAGGGUACUCAGCAAAGGUGCCCCUUGAGGUCCAAGAGGCAGAUGAGGCAAAGUUGCAACAGACAGAGGCAGAGCUCAGGAAGGUGGAUGAGGCCAUUGCCCUGUUCCAGAAGAUGCUGUGACCCCCAACACCAACUCUCAAAGCCCCCAGUGGUCCACCAGCAGGGAUGACAGCAAUAAAAUAUUUUGUCAAAA